This is a messenger RNA of Neurospora tetrasperma FGSC 2508, 267 nucleotides long. RefSeq lists its product as uncharacterized. NCBI's taxonomy places the organism in Eukaryota, Fungi, Ascomycota, Sordariomycetes, Sordariales, Sordariaceae. The record is from RefSeq and is a predicted model, not a curated record. The transcript is spliced from 2 exons. The annotation marks the transcript as partial.
GAAGAAUUCCUAGUAUUUAAGAAGAUACUUUGGAAUUUAAUAGAUAAGGGAUUUAUUCGGGCUAAAGCCUUAGCCCUAAUAUUAUUCGUAAAGAAACUAGGAAGCAGUGUACGUAUUUAUAUUAAUUAUAGAGGAAUUAAUAACAUUACCUUUAAAUCUCACUACUUACUCCCGUUUAUUAAGAAGACUUUAAACGCAAUUUACUACAUAAAAGUUUUUAUAAAAUUCAAUAUAAUUAUAGCAUUUAAUAGAAUCCGAAUAAAAUAG